Hipposideros armiger (great roundleaf bat) is the source of this 8686-nucleotide messenger RNA. RefSeq names its product zinc finger protein 407 (gene ZNF407). The transcript is spliced from 11 exons. Gene Ontology annotation, biological process: positive regulation of transcription by RNA polymerase II. Bases 785 to 7513 code for a protein of 2242 amino acids. Gene Ontology annotation, cellular component: nucleus. The record is from RefSeq and is a predicted model, not a curated record. Gene Ontology annotation, molecular function: nucleic acid binding; zinc ion binding. NCBI's taxonomy places the organism in Eukaryota, Metazoa, Chordata, Mammalia, Chiroptera, Hipposideridae.
GAGAGAAAUGAAGACUAGAUUGGAAUGAGAAAAAAGUGGAACAAAAAGAAGGAAAUGAAGGGAAAAUAUUCAUGCAUGCUGCCCAUAGUAAAGGUAGCAUAUGAAAUGGUUGAAUAUUUGUUACGUUUCUAAUAGUUCCUGAAAUCCUUUAAAAUGCUGGCAGAAAGUUCCCAUGAGAAGUGGCCACCAGGUGUCAUCAGAAGGCUGCUAUUGAUUUGUUUUUUAUUCUUCUUAAAAUGUAUAUGAGAAUUUUGACUUCUGCAACUUUUUUUUUUUAAACUGUAGCAGAGACUAUUUCAGUUAGAGCAGGAACUUUCCUUUGUGACAGAUUCCUGGUGAGUUAAUAAUUUAUAGGUAAAACUGAAGAUAAUAAAGUGACAUGUAACUUGUUUUUUUGAGUCAAGGCACAACUCGUCGAGCAUUUGGAUAAGAGUAGACACUAUAAACGGAGCUGCGUAUUUGAAAAUGGUGGCACAGUCGUCUGAAUGUUGAAGCCUUACUGUGGGAAGAAAUCCAAGACUCAUUUUCUUUCUCCACGGGACACAGUGCAAGCACUUUCAGAAAGAAAAGACAUUGUGCCUUCUGUACUCGAAGUUGUUUCAUUCAUGAGAGAAAUUCAGUCCCUGGGAUUUUUUGACCAGAGGGGAAGUCCUGGAUGGAGAAGAUCUAUUUAAAAAAACAUGUUGGCUCACCCCUUACAACGGAGGCAGAGAUUUUGUGUUGUUCUGUUAUGAGUGCGAAGUGAGUCACCACUGGCACAGAGAACUUCAUCAGCACUUUAUUAAUGAUGGAUACUGAGAAGAAACCAGAGAAUGAUGAGGAUGAAGAUGUAAACAAAGAAGCAAAAGACUCGAGUGAUGUUUCAUCCUGCCUUGUGGAUUGUGGGCCCGUGUCUGAUGUGAUAGCAAAUUCCUCUGAGAUCUCCACAAGCAAAAGAGGUUUUUCAGAAUCAUCAAACUCGGACAGUGCCGUUUUGGAGGAAGGCGGAAAUAAACAUGCUUCCAAACGAAUGAAAUUGGCCGAGGUGGAGCCCCUCAGAUCUGCAGAGCAAGGUGUUCAUGGGUUGGAAACUUCCCAGUGCUCACUCUCAGGAGUGGGUGUCCCGUCGGACGGGACAGGGAAGGGGCCCUCCCUGAACGACUGCUCAGAUGGAGACGCAAGUCUUCCCACCACCUUCUCCCCACUCUGCAAUUUUAGCACUGUUGAUGCUGUUUCUUUGAAAACAGACACGGAAGCAACACCUGCUCAGGAAACGGUUUCCCUGGACUUGGAAGGAGAACCUCCUUUUCCCACAAAAGAGAUUCGUGUUAGUUGUACUGUUGGUGAUGGAGAUUCAGUUCUCAAGUGCAACGUUUGUGAUCAUUCAUUUUCAUCUUGCUUUGAUCUGCAAAAGCAUGCUGCCUGUCACACGCAACAGUCUAAGGAGCACGCCUGCUGCCACUGUGGCCACCAAGCGGAGAGCAGCGCAGCGUUACAGACGCAUGUGACGCAGACACAUGGGCCACAGAAAGUCUUUUCUUGUGAUCUCUGUGGCUUUCAGUGUGGGGAAGAAAACCUUUUGAACGCACAUUGUCUGGGCAAAACGCAUCUCCGGCGUCAGAAUCUUGCUGCUCGUGGAGGAUUUGUACAGAUCUUAACAAAAGAACCUUUUCCUAAGAAACCAUGUACCAUCGGAACAAAAAAUGUUCGCGUAAAACCAAGAGCUUCUAAACCAAUAGCAAAGAAUGGUGAUUCAAAAGGACUAAGAAAUGUUGGAAGGAAAUUUAAAGAUUUCAGAGGAAGCAUUUCUAAACAAAGUGGAAGUAGCAGUGAGUUGCUUGUGGAAAUGAUACCAUCCAGCAAUACUUUGUCAGAAAAAGUAGAGAUUGUUGAAGAAAAUGUAACUUCCCUUGGUAUAGCUGGAAAUCCUGAAAACCAGAGUAAAAAGUUAGGAGCUUUAGCCACCUCAGAGGGUCUCUUAGAUAAAUUGGAAUCUACCAAAACUACCCCACAGACAGCGCACGGUGUCGGUCUAAACCCGAGACCAAGACCCGAGCGACACGUUCUCAUGUUGGGUGACAGCUUCCGACGGCGGACUGGCACUCUCACCUUAAAAGGCCAGGCAAAGAAAAGGUUUAAUCUGUUAGGAAUGAAUAAAAGAGGCACUGCUGAGACUCAGAGGAUGUAUAUGAAACACUUUAGAACACAGGUGAAGGCAGGAGAUGCAGAGUCCACACCUGAACACCUAGCUGCGAGUGGCAGUGUCUGCAGCCUGUGCCCGACUUCCUCAGAAACCCAGGGCCCGAAGCAGGACGGUGGGAACACCCACGUUGUGUGUUCCUUUGAGUCACCGACCGUGAGGGCAGCUUCCGACCACAAGGUGUGUACUUGUACAGACUGUGGCCAGAUAGCCACGAGUAUGACAGAGUUGGACGUCCAUGCGCAAAGGUGCCACACAGCAGAGGUGAAGUUUCACUGCCAAACAUGUGACUUUUCCAGCGUGUCGCGGAGGGACUUGGAUGAACAUUUCCACACCAGCCAGCACCAGCCAACCGCCUGUGUCCUCAGCUGCCAGUGUUGUUCGUUCAUUUCCUCGAGUGACAGAAGUCUUAGCGAGCACAUGAAGGAAAAGCACAGUAUGGGUUUUCUUUGCACUCCUUGUAACCUGUUCUUCUUGUCCGAGAAAGACAUGGACGAACACAAAACCACUGAGAAGCAUGCUCGUUUACUGGUUCAACCAAAGACUUCUCAACCAUUUAACAAUGAUGUGAUUUUACAGACUUUACCUUUGAGUGCUCUAGAGCUAGAAAACACAAAGGAGUCUGUGAGUGAGUCAGGAAGAGCCACUCAGGAGGAAGCAGCCAGGCCCCGGCUCAGCCACGGCAAUGAAGGAAGGCAUUCCAGCAGGCCCCAGUUCCAGUGUAAGAAGUGCUUUUAUAAAACUAGAUCGUCCACCGUUCUCACCAGGCACAUCAAGCUCCGGCAUGGUCAGGACUACCACUUUCUCUGUAAAGCAUGCAACCUUUAUUCACUGAGCAAAGAAGGAAUGGAGAAACACAUUAAGAGGAGCAAGCACCUUGAAAAUGCUAAGAAAAAUAAUAUCGGCCUAAGCUUUGAAGAAUGUAUUGAAAGGGUAUGUAUAGGUGCAAAUGACAAAAAGGAAGAGUUUACCCCUGCCAGCAGUGGAAGGACAGACGGCCAGCUAGACGGUGUGCAGUCCCAGGAGCGUUCCUCUCUUGAGAAGGGCAGACUCACUGCCAAGGAGCUGUCACAGCCUGGUGGAACCGCCAAAGAUGAUGAAUUAGCUUUGACCGCUACUCCAAAGAGAGGGAGACCGAAAGGUACUAUCUCACGGACAUGUUCACACUGUGGCCUCUUGGCUUCGAGUAUUACAAACUUGACUGUUCACAUUAGACGGAAGCACAGCCACCAGUAUAGUUAUUUAUGCAAAGUGUGUAAGUAUUACACCGUAACUAAGGGGGACAUGGAGCGGCACUGCACCACCAAGAAACACAAAGGACGGGUGGAAAUAGAAGCGAAUGGGAAGCAAAGUUCAGCUAUCAUCGUUGGGCCCGAAGGCGGUAACCAUGAAGCCUGCAGAGGGAACACCAGCUCAGCAGUGUCGGAUGAACAUGCUGGUAAGUCAAGGGAAUCAGAGCCCUCGGUUUCAGGACAGCCCGGGGAAGAGCAUGGGAGCCGCGCGGAAGCUGAGGCUGGCCGUGGCUUUCAUCGUGCGGAAGGGGAGGCUAACAGCCACCCUCCUGAUAAAAAGGAACAAGUGUCUCUAGAACCAGAGGACCUGAUGCGACAGGGGGAUGCCUGCUCCCAGAGCGAUGUCAUGGGUCCAGCUGACAAUAAAUGCACCCACUGUGAGUUUCACGCUCACUCUCCUGCUUCUCUAGAACUGCACGUCAAACGGAAACAUACGAGAGAGUUUGCGUUUUAUUGCAUGGCCUGUGAUUACUAUGCCGUGACUCAUCGAGAGAUGACGAGGCACGCGGCGACAGAAAAGCACAAGGUGAAGAGGCAUUCUUACCAGCACUCUUCUAACGCAGACGCAGGUUCUGCGGAAAUGUCCCCAAACAUCAUUGCUCCUGAGGGGCAGCAGCCACAAAGUCCUGAAGAAUUGCCAGUAAUUUCGGACCGACCACUGGAAACCCUUAAAUCUAGAAACCCUGCUGAUUGUUCAGUUUUAGAUGAGAGUAUUAAUUUAGACAUGUCCAAAGUACUCUACGCUCCUGACACUGUAGAAGUGGGGGCUGAGGAAGAGUCCAGUCUCAGUGGAGAUCAUUCCUUCUGUGAAACUUCCCAGCAGCCUCUUGCCAAGGAUAAAGUUAGCAAACCCAAGGAGAUGGCGUCCCUUAAUAUUUCCUCUAAUUAUGGCUCCCUGUGCACAUUUCAGGAUGAGAAUUCAGGAAGCUCAGCUUUGAAUUACGAGAUAGCAAAGAAAAACCACCAUCGGGUGAGGGACACCGGUGAGCCAGGAACGCAGUGUGAGAGCGAGGGAGGACACGCAGGCGACCCCGCAGGUGAGGCCCUUGGCAAACCCGUAGGUCCCGGAGUCCCAGGUGGCGUGCCCUCCGUGGACAGCGUGCUGCGAAUGGCAGCAGGACAGCCACACCCCGCCAGCAGCGGGCACGACAAAGCAGGCGACGUGCAGACCUCAGGGGAUUUGCAAGAAGUGGGAGGAGAUCCCGUCCUGGAGAAUAAGGAAGUGCUGAUGAAUUCACAACAUGAAACGGAAAUUAUUUUGGAAGAGGACGGUCUUGCUUCUGAUAGCACAGUGGAAAGUAAUGAUAUUUACGGAACGAUAAUCAGCAUCGAUGAGAAAGGACAGGCCAUGUACAGUUUGGGCCGGUUCGAUUCUUCCAUCAUAAGGAUAAAGAGCCCGGAGGACGGCGAGCCGAGAGACCAGUCUGAGGAGGGUCUGGGGGCAGCCGGGGUGAGACUCAGCGAGCCGCCCCUCAGAGACUGUGCCCACGGGGCGAAGAAGAGGAGGCCCGAGGGCAGCCCCUUCGCGGAGUCCACACGCAUCCGCUGCGACGACUGCGGCUUCCUGGCCGAUGGCUUGAGCGGACUGAACGUGCACAUAGCCAUGAAGCAUCCCACCAAAGAGAAGCACUUCCACUGCCUGCUGUGCGGGAAGUCCUUCUACACGGAGAGCAACCUGCACCAGCACCUGGCGAGCGCCGGCCACCUGCGGAACGAGCAGGCCAGCGUGGAGGAGCUCCCCGAGGGCGGCGCCACCUUCAAGUGCGUCAAGUGCACCGAGCCCUUCGACUCGGAGCAGAGCCUCUUCCUGCACAUCAAAGGGCAGCACGAGGAGCUGCUCCGCGAGGUGAACAAGUACAUCGUGGAGGACACGGAGCAGAUCAACCGCGAGCGGGAGGAGAACCAGGGCAACGUGUGCAAGUUCUGCGGGAAGAUGUGCCGGAGCAGCAACUCCAUGGCCUUUCUGGCCCACGUCCGCACUCACACAGGAUCAAAACCGUUCAAGUGCAAGAUAUGCCAUUUUGCAACAGCUCAGCUUGGCGAUGCCAGAAACCAUGUCAAAAGGCACCUUGGGAUGAGGGAAUACAAGUGCCAUGUCUGUGGGGUUGCUUUUGUAAUGAAGAAGCACCUAAAUACUCACCUACUAGGCAAACAUGGAGUUGGCACCCCAAAAGAAAGGAAAUUUACAUGCCACUUAUGUGACAGAAGCUUCACAGAGAAGUGGGCCCUGAACAACCACAUGAAGCUCCACACUGGAGAAAAGCCGUUCAAGUGCACCUGGCCCACGUGCCAUUACUCCUUCCUCACGGCGUCCGCCAUGAAAGACCACUACAGGACACACACAGGCGAGAAGUCGUUCCUGUGCGACCUCUGUGGCUUUGCUGGCGGGACCCGGCACGCCCUCACCAAGCACCGGCGGCAGCACACAGGAGAGAAGCCUUUCAAAUGUGACGAGUGUAACUUUGCCUCCACAACCCAGUCUCAUCUGACUCGGCAUAAGCGGGUGCACACGGGGGAGAAGCCGUACAGAUGCCCGUGGUGCGACUACAGGUCAAACUGUGCUGAGAAUAUCCGCAAACACAUUCUGCACACCGGUAAGCACGAGGGCGUCAAGAUGUACAACUGCCCCAAAUGUGACUACGGGACCAACGUCCCCGUGGAGUUCCGGAACCACUUGAAGGAGCAGCACCCUGACAUCGAGAACCCGGACCUGGCUUACUUGCACGCAGGCAUUGUGUCCAAGUCCUACGAGUGCCGUUUGAAGGGCCAAGGAGCCACCUUCGUGGAGACAGACAGCCCGUUCACCGCGGCCGCGCUGGCAGACGAGUCUCCCGUGAAGGACAGGCCGCUGCGGAGCCGGCGGCCGGCGGCGGCCGAGCAGGUGCAGCAGGUCGUCAUCAUCCAGGGCUACGACGCGGACUUCGCGCUCGACGCGUCCGUGGAGGAGACGGCGGCCGCCACGCUGCAGACGCUGGCGCUGGCCGGCCAGGUGGCCCGGGUGGUGCACAUCACGGAGGACGGGCAGGUCAUCGCCGCGAGCCCCGGCGGGGCGCACGCGGGCGGCGGGGCGCCGGGGCCGGUCCUGCCGGAGCAGCUGGCCGAGGGCGCCGCCCAGGUGGUGGUGGUGGGGGGCUCGGUGGGAAGCCACGGGGGGGCCGCGCCCCUCAGCCCGGGCGGCGGCGUGAUGCAGCCGGGGGCCAAGCCGCAGGCCCUAGACCUCGGCGACGCCGGCAUCCCCCAGCCCGACGCGGCCUCCGCCUUGGACGCCCUGCUGUGCGCCGUCACCGAGCUGGGGGGCGCAGCUGGCAGCGCCGGGCCUGACGAGAAAGGCGGGGCUGGCCACAGAGGCGUGCUGGUCCAGCUGCCCGGCCAGGAGGCGCCCCUUGCGGCCUCCCAGCCCGACGGCCCCGAGAUCCACGUGUUCCAGGACCCCGAGGAGAGCCCCGCCUCCAUGGAGCCCGUGGAGGUGCUGACCCAGGUGAUCCGGCCCUCGCAGGAGCGCGCCCAGGUGGCCUUCAGGAAGGUGGUGCAGGGCGUCCUGCAGUUCGCCGUCUGCGACUCGGCCGUGGCCGGCCAGCUCCUGAAGGAGGGCGUCACCCAGGUCAUCGUGAACGAGGGGGGCACCGUCCACAUGCUGGCCAGAGAAGGCGCGCAGAUCCUCAUGCAGGAGGCCGAGGCCCGCGGGCAGCACGUGGCGCUGGCCGACCCCGACAGGGAGAUCUCCCAGAUCAUCGUCACGGAAGAGCUGGUCCAGGCCAUGGUCCAGGAGUCGGCCGGCAGCUUCCCUGAGGGCGCCACCCAUUACAUUGUGACCGAACUGCCCCCAGGGGUGCAGGAUGAGACGGCCAUGUACUCUCACACCGUGAUAGAGACGGCCGACUCGCCGGACACCCUGCAGGCUGGGGCCGCGCUCGGCGCCGAGGCCGUGGUCCCCAGUGGAACCGAACAGUUGACAAGUAUGGUCAUUUAUACCCAAGAGAGCUCCCCGGCAGCCACAAUAAUUCAGAGCCAAAGAGAGAGUCACGAACUCCAAGAAGCCUAAGGCAGGAACCCUUGCGCUCGGCCCUGGGCAGAUGUGGAAAGACCCGGGACACGUGGGCACAGGGCUCCCGAGCAGCUGCCACUGCGGCGGCUUGGAGGAGGAACCCCCAGCACGCCCUCUCGGCGAGGUCACACCCAUGCUUGGAGGCACACACAGUCCAGGGACGCACCCGCAGAGGGGACCCCGUGCCCGGUGCCGCCAGCAGGGCCCGGGGACAGCGACAGAGGCAGGGCCCUCGCAGGCCAGAGCUGCUCGCCGUCCUGACUCUUUUGCUAACGUCCUUUCCCUCUGUUGUAACCACUGUGCUGAGGAGAACCUGAGUUUUCUUUCUGCGUUUUUUUCCCCCCACAAGUGCUUUCCCAUUUCAGCUAUCAAAGGACUGUGCCCUCAUGGUGGAAAUGUAAGAACUGUGUACCUGUGGCUUGAGACGCAUCUCCUCUUGCAGUCCAGCAUGCAGCUGUUUAAAAUUUUUAUUAUACAUUUGGUUAAAAAUUGCAGGUACAAAUGUUACCAUCUUGAAGUAAUCCACCCCUGUCCGUUUUUUGGAAAUGUUAGGAUCACAGCGUCCCCAAACCAAAGGAAGCCCGUUCGUUCAUCUCACGCGCCCAGCUCCUCUCUUCAGACGUGGCAGGUGCCUUCCUAGCUCUGGUUGCGUCCUGCUCAGAGGAAACCUUCUCAACCCCAUGGUUAGGAAAAGCCUUCAAGUUUAUAUCCAAUUAAAAUGUCCUUUGGUUAAGACAACCCGAUGCUUCUAAUUUUAACUUAGUUUCAUACAAUAAAGUCUAUAUAUGAAAUGUGCGCUCUGGAAAAUACUGUUCAUAUCAAUAUUUCACUUUUUAUAACAAAUGUUUGUUCGUAUCACUAUCACUUUGCAGGAUUUAUUUGUAAGUUAUGUCCGGGUGAGAGACUAAUGCUGACUGAGCAUAGGAACAGAAUGCCACACGCCUGCAGCCCUGGCCCUGACCUGACCCUGACCCUGACCCUGGCCUGACCACCAUCUGGAUUUGGUCGUGGCUCACUGCAACUUUGGAAUGCAAGUUCAUGUUCCAAUAAUUUGUUUCUUGAUAAAAUUGCUCCUCUUCCUUUCCGAAAUUGUAAAAUAAUCCCCUCCCCCCAACGCACAGGUUGUUUUUGUUCUGUUUCUAUUUUCUUUGAAAUAAAAUUAUAGCAUUG